AUGCCUUCCCUUCCCAAGUCUGAUGAACUAAUAUUUUUUGUGAAUGGAAGAAAGGUAAUAGACAACAAUGCUGAUCCGGAAGUCAAUCUCCUGUUCUACCUGAGGAAAGUCUUCUACCUCACCAGCACUAAAUAUGGCUGUGGAGGAGGAGGCUGUGGUGCCUGCACAGUGAUGGUGUCAAGAUACUACCCCAAGACUACAAAGAUCCAUCACUACCCGGCCACAGUGUGCCUGGUGCCCAUCUGCUCUCUGCAUGGGGCUGCCAUUACCACGGUGGAAAGUGUAGGAAGCAUCAAAACCAGCAUUCACCCCAUGCAGGAAAGACUUGCCAAGUGUCAUGGCACACAGUGUGGAUUCUGCAGCCCAGGAAUGGUGAUGUCCAUCUACACUUUCCUGAGGAACCACCCAGAGCCAACCCCCGAGCAGAUAACCGAAGCCAUUGGAGGUAAUUUGUGCCGGUGUACUGGAUAUCAACCAAUUGUAGAAAGUGGGAAAACUUUCUGUGGGUAAGCACCAACUGUUUGUGAGGUGAAAGGAUCAGGAAAAUGUUGCAUGGAUCAAGAAGAGAGGACUGUUGUGAAUAAUCAGGAAAAGAUAUGUGCCAAGCUAUAUAACGAAGAUGAAUUCCAGCCCUUGGAUCCAACCCAGGAGCCUAUAUUCCCACCCGAGCUGAUAAGAAUGGCAGAAGCUCCAAACAAGAGAAGGCUGACGUUCCAAGGGGAGAGGACUACCUGGAUCACAGCCGUGACCCUGGACAAUGCUCUGGAGCUGAAAGCCAGUUUCCCCAAAGCCCCACUCAUCAUGGGGAACACGGCAGAGGGUCCUAGCAUGAAAUUCGGUGAUGCAUUCCAUCCAGUUUUCAUAUCUCCUCUUGGGCUUCCAGAACUACAUUUUGUGGACACCACAGAUGUUGAAGGAGAACGGCAGAUUCCCUUAAACGGCCCUUUCCUUGAGAGAUUGCCUGAAGCCAACCUUAAAGCAGAAGAGAUUGUAUUGUCUGUUUCUAUCCCCUACUCUUCUCGGUGGCAUUUUGUGUCAGGGCUCUGGCAGGCCCAACGACAGGAGAAUGCCUUUGCCAUUGUUAAUGCCGGGAUGAGCGUGAAGUUUGAAGACGGCAUAAACAUUAUCGAGGAACUUAAGAUGUUCUACGGAAGUGUGGGCGCCACCAUCAGCUCUGCAAGCCAAACCUGUGAGCAGCUUAUCGGGAGACCUUGGGACGACCAAAUGCUGAGUGACGCCUGCCAACUGGUCCUGGAUGAGAUCUGCAUUCCACCGGGAGCCAAGGGUGGCAUGGUGGAAUACAGGCGAACCCUCAUCAUCAGUUUACUCUUCAAAUUCUGCCUCAAAGUGCGGCGAGGACCGAAUAAGAUGGAUCCUGAGAAGUUUCCUGAUAUCCCAGAAAAGUUCAUGAGUGCUCUAGAGGAUUUCCCCAUAGAGACUCCCUGAGGAAUCUAGAUGUUCCAGUGUGUGGACCCCGCCCAACCUCCACAAGAUCCGGUUGGCCGCCCAGUCAUGCACCAGUCAGUCCUUAAACACGCCACAGGAGAAGCUGUGUUUUAUGAUGACAUGCCCCCAUUCUCCCAGGAACUCUUCUUGGCUGUAGUCACCAGCACCAGAGCUCAUGCAAAAAUUAUAUCAAUUGAUAGUUCCAAAGCCCUGACACUUCCAGGUGUUGAUGUGAUAACAGCAGCAGAUGUUCCAGGAGAUAAUAACCAUGUUGGAGAAAUUCUUUAUGCACAGAAUGAGGUAAUUUGCGUGGGUCCGAUCGUCUGCAGCGUGGUUGCUGAUACCUACACACAUGCGAAAGAGGGAGCUAAAAAAGCGAAGAUUGCUUAUGAAGACAUAGAACCGGGGAUUAUAACAACAGACCAAGCUCUAGAGCACAAUUCAUUUUUAUCUGCUGAGAGAAAAGUCGAGCAACGAAAUGUAGACCAAGCCUUUAAAUAUGUUGAUCAAAUCACUGAAGGUGAGGUUCAUGUGGAAGGACAGGAACACUUUUACGUGGAAACACAAACUGUCCUGGCUGUCCCAACAGUAGAAGAUGAAGAAUUGGUGUUAUAUCUCAGAACACAGUUUCCAACCCAUGUGUAGGAAUUUGUGGCUGCAGCACUAAAUAUUCCAAGGAAUAGAAUCACCUGCCACAUGAGACGCACUGGAGGAGCGUUUGGGGGGAAAGUGACCAAGCCUGCUCUGCUCGGCGCUGUCAGUGCCGUGGCAGCCUACAAGACUGGCCGCCCAAUUCGGUUUAUUCUAGAGCGUGGUGAUGACAUACUGAUAACUGCUGGCCGCCACCCACUUCUUGGAAAAUACAAAAUUGGAUUCAUGGACAAUGGUGUGAUCAAAGCUGCUGAUGUUGAAUAUUACAUCAAUGGUGGAUGUACUCCUGAUGAGUCUGAGAUGGUGAUGGAGUUCAUUUUGCUGAAAUCUGAAAAUGCGUACUAUAUUCCUAAUUUCCGGUGCCGGGGUAGGCCUUGUAAAACAAAUUUGCCAUCCAACACUGCCUUUCGAGGAUUUGGCUUCCCCCAAGCUAUGGUGGUAGCUGAAGCUUACAUAACUGCUGUGGCAUCUGAAUGUAACUUAACCCCUGAGGAGGUUAGAGAAAUAAACAUGUAUAAGAGGAUUAACAAAACAGCCUAUAAGGAGAUGUUUAAUCCAGAGAACUUGCAAAGAUGCUGGAAAGAAUGCCUGGAGAAAUCUUCAUUCUGUGCUAGGAAACUGGCUACAGAAGAAGUUAACAAAAAGAAUUACUGGAAGAAGAGAGGGCUUGCUGUAGUCCCCAUGAAAUAUACCGUUGGGUUCCCCGUAGCCUACUACAGUCAGGCUGCUGCUCUAGUCCACAUCUACAUAGAUGGCACUGUCUUGGUGUUUCAUGGUGGCUGUGAACUGGGACAAGGCAUUAACACCAAAAUGAUUCAGGUAGCUAGCCGGGAACUGAACAUCCCCCAGUCAUACAUACACCUCUCAGAAACCAGCACAGUUACAGUCCCCAAUUCCAGCAUGACAGCGGGGUCAAUAGGGACAGACGUCAACAGGAAGGCCGUGCACAAUGCCUGCCAAAUUCUUAUGACCCAUCUGCAGCCCAUCAUCAGGAAAAACCUUAAAGGAAAAUGGGAGGACUGGAUUACAGAAGCCUUCCAAGAAUCCAUCAGUCUCUCAGCUACUGGAUAUUUCAAAGGCUACCAGACACAUAUGGACUGGGAGAAGGAAGUAGGUGAGCCUUAUCCGUAUUUUGUUUAUGGAGCAAGCUGCUCUGAGGUUGAAGUUGUGACAGGAGCUCAUAAGCUCCUUAGGACUGACAUCGUCACGGACGCAGCCUUCAGCAUAAACCCAGCCAUUGACAUUGCACAGAUUGAAGGAGCAUUUAUCCAGGGCAUGGGAUUAUAUACCAUAGAAGAACUGAAAUACUCCCCAGAAGGUGUGCUUUAUUCUCGGGGUCCAGACAAUUACAAAAUCUCCACUGUUACUGAGAUACCAGAAGAGUUCUAUGUCACUUUAGUGCGUUCCAGAAACCCCAUAGCCAUCUACUCAUCCAAGGGUUUGGGUGAGGCUGGAAUGUUCUUGGGAUCCUCUGUAUUGUUUGCCAUAAAUGACGCGGUGACUGCUGCUCGCAGAGAGAGGGGACUGACCAAGACUUUCACCUUGAGUAGCCCAGCAACAGAGUCCAUUAGGAUGGCCUGUGUGGACCGGUUUACUGACAUGAUUCCCAAAGAUGAUCCUUCAACAUUUACACCUUGGUCCAUCCAUGUUUCUUAA
Molecule: messenger RNA, 3753 nt
Organism: Choloepus didactylus (southern two-toed sloth)
Lineage: Eukaryota; Metazoa; Chordata; Mammalia; Pilosa; Megalonychidae
Product: aldehyde oxidase 4-like
Molecular function (GO): flavin adenine dinucleotide binding; oxidoreductase activity; 2 iron, 2 sulfur cluster binding
Source: RefSeq, a predicted model, not a curated record